This is a messenger RNA of Sitodiplosis mosellana (orange wheat blossom midge), 2479 nucleotides long. RefSeq lists its product as uncharacterized. The transcript has 3 exons. NCBI's taxonomy places the organism in Eukaryota, Metazoa, Arthropoda, Insecta, Diptera, Cecidomyiidae. The coding region runs from base 44 to 2479 and encodes 811 amino acids. The record is from RefSeq and is a predicted model, not a curated record.
GAGACGGCUACCACAGUCGGUAGAGAAAGUUGCUGCAUUGAAAAUGAAAUGUGAAGAUUUGAAGGAUCAAAGUGAUCUACUUGUACCUGGUAUCUCAGAACAUCCAUUAAAAUAUGGAAAUGCGGAAUAUAUUCGAAUUCGUCGUUACACAUGUGUUGUCUGCGAUUCAAGAGUGGCCGAAUGUAAUUUGAAGAUGCACCACAAGGAGGUGCACCCCACAGAGCCACGCACGGACAUAUAUGAGCUGUGUGAUUUCGAAAACAAAAUUUACUGUUUGACUUGUGACAAGAUGGUACCACUUGGAUGUUUUGAGAGCCACAUGCAUUUGGUGCACAUGCCUAAUGUAUCAACCAUGUCCGUUGAAGUGAAAGUAUUCGAGUGUAAAUUGUGCCACGGGCAAGAUAUUCAAGAGGAAGGCUUGAAUGAGCAUCAUUUCAAUAUGCAUCAGGAUGUUCUCUUUGAUACAAAGAUGUUUCGAGAACAAAAACGGAAACGGGUUCAGUGCAUGAUUUGCAGACAACUGUUGGAGGAAAUACAUCAAGAGAACCACAUGCAGAUGCACCACGAAAUAGCGAUUGCAGUGAGUACGUCAACAAAUGGCAACCAAAAUAAUCCAUUGAAGGCGAACACUAGCAAAAAGUAUGAAUUGAUUGUGCUCAAACCAUUCAAUUGCAUGGUCUGUGGUGUAAGAAACCUUAGAGGGUACAACAGUAAUGAUUUCAAUCCAUCAAAUGAGACAUGUUCACCGGAUCUUUGUGCUACUUGCCGAAAAAAGCAGCCAUUGGAAAAGGAAAAGUUGCCAAAACCACCGUUCGAAAUGGUUGAUCAUGAUUUCGCUUUGGUACAUAAGGAAACUAUCAAAUAUUACCGAUGCAAACUCUGCCAUAGCAGUGGAAUCACUGAAGACCAGUUCAGCGAACACCAUUCCGAAAACCACGGCUUCGCUUAUUUAAUGUCUCAAAAUACUUUCCAAAUGAUCGAGGCCAAAGUGAAUGGGCAAUGUUCCGUUUGCAGUCAACGUUUCGAUGAAGAACAAUUCAUUGAACAUUUGCAACAAGUUCAUCUACAAGCAUUGGUAUCUUCAAAAAUCAACUCGUCAAACUCCGGCCGAUAUGUGACCUUAAAAGCCAGUUGUAUGGAUGAAUCAAUUUCAUCAGGAAGCGGUGAUUUAAUGAACAUCAGCGAUAUGCAGAAAAAGAGCAAUAAACACAACAACAAUUCGUGUAAAUCAAAGUUGAUGCCCAAAAAUGAGGUGAUGAAGGUCAUUCCGGGCAAGCAGAAGGCGUCUGCGCAAAAGGUCGUGAAUAUUGAACACAAGCCUCCAGCAAAAUUGUAUAGAUACGUCAUUUGCGGAGCUGACGGUAUCAAUGAGCGAAAUAUAGCAAAGCAUUGUACAAAAAUACAUUCAGAAAUUCCGGCAACCGAUCAAGAUUUUGUGCUGAGUACCAAAGGCCAAGAAGUAAAAUGCGAUGUUUGCCGUAUAACAAUGAAGGGUGGUCGUCUGGAAGAACACAUGCGUCGGUUUCAUCCAGUUGUUUUGAAGGUUGAAGAAGGAAGCUGCGAAUCUAAAGCUAAUGAACCAUUGCCAGUCCACCGAAGCUCGAACACAGUCAUCGUAAAACUGUACAACUUUCAAACUCCUUCAGUGGCCAGGCCAAAGCUGGUUCAUUGCUUCCAGACAACCAUCGUGGAGCUGUACAAAUGCAGAUAUUUUAGUGCAGAAGGUUUAUUAAAGGACCAACUCAUAAAUCAUUUCCGUCGAAGCCACAAGGCUGUCUUUGAAGUAGAUUACAGUAUAAGUGUCAUGUGUGAAAGGGUUCAGUGCCUGUGUGAAAGUCUAUUUUGCCCGAAUAAAUUCGCCGAGCAUAUGCGUCGAAGUCAUCCUUUGGUUCAGUACACGUGUGUCGGUCGAAAUGGAAAGUUGAUCAGCAGGCAUAUUGAGAAAAUGCCAGUUGUCCGUAUUGAUCCAGUCAGAAUGUUCAAGUGCAAUGCCUGCAAAGCUCCGAGCAUACUGGAAAAUCAUCUAGGCCGACACCGUUUGAAAUGUCCCAAAGAAAUGCUACCGAGUAACAUUACUUUUGAAUUGAUGGCCACCAAGGAGCAAUGCAAAGUGUGCCACAAUCGAUUUAAAGAAAAACAACUCGAUAACCACAUGAAAUUGAACCAUCCUCGACUCAAUGCUGUCAAAAUUGAGAAACUGCACAAAUGUGGCUUAUGCGAUGCAUGGUGUAUGGAACGCAGCUUCAAGGAACAUCACGCCAAAAAUCAUAGCCACAUCCCAUUCGCUAACAACCGCUUAAAAUAUGGAAAAAUUAAACAAAAGUUCUCGUGUGAAUUUUGCGGAAGACGAAUUUGUGGUGGACGUAAAAAGAAACAUCAUCUGAAAGCUUGCCUGCAGUAUGUCAACAAGAAGAAAAUACGGCAAAAAGAAAUCCAUUCGAAUGAUGGUCAAUCAGCACCAUCUAAGCUCAGCACAUGA